AUGUCAUUAUCCAGCAACGGAAUCCCCUCCGACACGGUGAUCGAAAUCCUGACCCGGCUCCCUUCCGCCACCGCCGUCGCCAGAUGCCGCUGCGUCUCCACAUCGUGGCGCUCCCUCCUCUCCGACCCGGACUUCCUCCUAAAAAUCUUCCUCUUCGACGGCACUCGAUGCGGCGGCGGCGAUCGUAAUAACAAGAUCAUGAUCAUCCGCCUCCUCCACCGAAAAACCGUCCCGGUGUUCUCUCUCCGCUCCGCCGACGCCCUGAUGUCCUCGCUCUACGUCGCCCCGAUCCCCCUCUACCCCCACGGCUACGGGUCCACCGUGGGGGACGGGUUCUCCGUGGCCGGGUACAGCGAGGGAAUCUUCUGCAUCACCGUCGGUUGGGAGCGGCAGCAGGACGUCCAUCUCUGGAACCCGGCCACGUCGGAGACGAAGCUCCUGCCGCGCCCGCCUCCCUUCUCGUCGCUGGUCUUCGGGUUCGACCCGAAAACCAGCGACUUCAAGGUGGUCCGCGUCUGCACCGACGCGGACCACAGGUACACCCACGUGUACAGCCUGAGGAACGGGUCGUGGGGACACGAAUCCAAACACGAGGGAAUGGGCCUGAACUACUUGGGCUUGGGCCGGAACGAGGUGGAGCAGCCCAUUGUCGAGAGUAAAGCCGGGAGGUGCUACCUGUGGCACUGGGAGCAGCAAAACAUGCGUGCGAGAAUCUUGUGUUACGAUCUGACCAGAGAAGCGCUCUCCGUUGGGUACGUGGCGGGCCCACGGGCGAAACCGGGUUGUCGGGUCAGGUCCAUGUCGAUCUCGAAAGGGUUCCUGGUCGCGAUUACCGAUGACGGCGGCGGUUCGGGGUUCGAGGUGUGGGUGGCCAUGGGGUUCGGAGAGUCGUCGUUGUCGUCGUCGUUGCUAAAAGUGUUUGAUGUGGUGCCGCAAUUGGGACCGGAGUUUAGGAACUGGGUUCCGUCCUGGGCGGCUUGGGCGGACAACAAGUGUUUCUACCUGUUCAGACACGUGGGUUAUAAUCCUUAUUAUGAUCGAGCUGAUCAUGCUACGCUGUUGGGUGCCUUUGAUGUGAAGACGGGACGUGCUCGUGAUUUCGGGGCUCGAUCGGGCUGGAACGAGGUUCGGAGCGUGGUAACGUACGUCGGAUCCGAGGUUUCGUUGUCGAGUUUCGAUUGA
Linum tenue is the source of this 1182-nucleotide messenger RNA. The record is from the annotation of a GenBank genome assembly. NCBI's taxonomy places the organism in Eukaryota, Viridiplantae, Streptophyta, Magnoliopsida, Malpighiales, Linaceae.